GGAACCCAAAGUCCUGACCAGACAUCUUCUGAAAAAACUCCAGAGAGGCGCAGCAGGCAGACGAGAGGAGACACGAUGACUUCCAGUAAGAUCGAGAUCCCCGGAGAGGUGAAGAGCGACCCCGCUGCUCUCAUGGCAUCCCUCCAGCUGAUGCCCUCCCCGGUUCCCAACCCGGAGAUCAAGUACACCAAGAUUUUCAUCAACAAUGAGUGGCAGGACUCGGUCAGUGGGAAAGUCUUUCCUACCUACAACCCGGCUACUGGAGAGCAGAUCUGUGAGGUCCAGGAAGCAGACAAGGCUGAUGUCGAUAAAGCGGUGCAGGCCGCUCGUCUCGCCUCUUCUUUGGGCUCCGUGUGGAGAAGGAUGGAUGCAUCUGAGAGGGGUCGCCUGCUGUCUAAACUGGCCGACCUGGUGGAGAGAGACAGUGUCUAUCUAGCAACUAUUGAGUCACUGAACAGUGGGAAGCCUUUCCUGCCCACCCUGUUUGUGGACCUCCAAGGAACCAUAAAGACACUGAGGUACUUUGCUGGAUAUGCAGACAAGAUCCACGGCACCUCCAUCCCUAUGGAUGGAGAGUAUCUGACAUUUACCAGAUAUGAGCCCAUUGGAGUUUGUGGACAAAUUAUCCCCUGGAACUUCCCUCUGAUGAUGACAGCAUGGAAGCUGGGUCCAGCAAUUGCAUGUGGAAACACUGUUGUCCUGAAACCUGCUGAGCAGACUCCGCUCACCUGCCUCUACAUCGGUGCUCUCGUCAAAGAGGCCGGCUUUCCACCGGGAGUCAUCAAUAUUUUGCCAGGAUUUGGGCCAACGGCAGGAGCUGCGAUCGCUUCCCACAUGGGCAUAGACAAAGUGGCGUUCACAGGAUCGACUGAGGUCGGCAAGCUGAUCCAAGAAGCAGCUGGGAAGAGUAACCUGAAGAGAGUGACGCUGGAGCUUGGAGGAAAGAACCCCAAUAUCAUCUUUGCAGAUGCUGAUUUGGAUCUGGCUGUAGAACAGGCCCACCAGGGUGUGUUUUUCAAUGCAGGCCAGUGCUGCACGGCAGGCUCUCGUAUAUUUGUGGAGGAGCCCAUAUAUGAGGAGUUUGUUAGAAGGAGUGUGGAGAGAGCCAAGAGGAGGAUAGUGGGCAGCCCCUUUGAUCCCACCACUGAGCAGGGUCCACAGAUCAGUAGAGAGCAGCAGAAUCGGGUGUUGGAGUUUGUCCAGAGCGGCAUCAGUGAAGGAGCCAAGCUGGAGUGUGGAGGCAAAGCUCUGGGCUUAAAAGGGUUCUUCAUUGAGCCCACUGUUUUCUCUAAUGUGAGGGAUGACAUGCGCAUCGCCAGAGAGGAGAUUUUUGGACCAGUCCAGCUGAUCAUGAAGUUCAAAACUAUCGACGAAGUGAUAGAGAGAGCCAACAACACGGAGUAUGGUUUGGUUUCAGCUGUAUUUACUAAUGACAUCAACAAAGCCAUGACCAUAUCCACCGCCAUGCAGGCCGGCACUGUCUGGAUAAACUGCUUCAACGCUCUGAGCACACAGUGUCCAUUUGGAGGAUAUAAAAUGUCUGGCAAUGGACGUGAAUUGGGAGAAAGUGGCUUGAAGGAGUACUCAGAAGUGAAGACCAUCACGAUGAAGAUGGUUGCCAAAAACUCUUAAGGCAGCCACACUUGUUUUUGGUUGGAGGUAGCAUCUUCCUCAUCAUCGCCGCCUCUUGUCGGUCCGUCCACGAUGGUAAACCACAUUUACUAUUCAAACAAGUUAUCUCCAUGGUAACUACAGGCUGUGACCACUCGCUGCCCUCCCAGGUCCUCCAUCUACUCCACCUUGCUCACCAUGGACAGUCAGCUAAUCCCUGUCCAGCUCGCUCCAGUUUGUGGACUGUCUCCAGUCUAGCGGACUAUUACUGAACUACUCCCCAUGAUGUAUACCUCCUCCACUAACUACACUAAAGCACUCACAGAUACGAUGAGGGAGGCUGAUCUGACUGCAAACCCAAUAACGACCCCCCCCUCCCAGCCACUACACCCUUAUCCUCCUCCUCCCCUCAGAUGCUGGAUGCUCAGAGACUCAGUCGCUGCACUUGCAAUCAAACCUUUACAAGCAACUUGUCAUGUGUCAGGAGGUGUUUUUUUUUUCUCUGUACUGUGUGGCAUGAUCGACAAAAACCUCAUGUGUCAUUGUCUCGGUAGAAUUUAUGCAAGCAUGUCAGCUCAUUCCAGACCACUGAUAUGAAUGGAUGAAAUGUUAAUUCAGAAUUUAAAAUUGAUCUCUAAUUGCCUUUGUUUAUAUUUUAGCUUGUAUGACUAAACACUGUAUGUCAACCUUUGACUGAUGUAAACGUGAAGAUUUUAACCUCUUAAAAGCAUUUUACUCUCACUUGCUAAGAGGAGUAGAUGUAUUUUAAACAUUAUGUAACUGAUUUUCAUUGAUGUCCUAUGUUUAUGUUUAUAUAAUCAUAUGCUAUAAAAUUGUUUAAUGGCAA
This is a messenger RNA of Labrus mixtus (cuckoo wrasse), 2458 nucleotides long. It is a transcript of the gene aldh1a2, whose product is annotated as aldehyde dehydrogenase 1 family, member A2. The transcript has 13 exons. Bases 76 to 1632 code for a protein of 518 amino acids. NCBI's taxonomy places the organism in Eukaryota, Metazoa, Chordata, Actinopteri, Labriformes, Labridae. Gene Ontology annotation, molecular function: aldehyde dehydrogenase (NAD+) activity. The record is from RefSeq and is a predicted model, not a curated record.